GGGUGGGGUGGGGUGGUGGCGCAGACAAGACCUGUGUAACCCAACAAGCUUAUAGCGAUCGGGAAUUGCAGAAGAGGACUAAUGUAGUGGAUAAGCUUCGGCGAAGAGGCUGCUUCCUCUUCUCCGAGAGAUAGAGGCGGUUACUGGUUGGAGAGAGAGAGAGAGAGAGAGAGAGAGGAAGUCGACUGGUGGUGGUGCGACCAGAUGAGCGGCGGAUGCUGGCCGAUGGAGGAGGAGUACGUGAGGAGGCACCACAGGCAGGAGGCCAGGGACGACCAGUGCAGCUCCACUCUCGUCAAGCACAUCAAGGCCCCUGUCCAUCUCGUUUGGUCAUUGGUGAGGCGAUUCGACCAGCCACACAAAUACAAGCCCUUCAUCAGCAGAUGCGUGGUGCAGGGCGAUCUGGCGAUCGGCAGCGUUCGAGAAGUUAACGUCAAAUCGGGGCUGCCGGUCACAACCAGCACGGAGAGAUUGGAAGUCCUCGACGACCAAGAGCACGUCCUCAGCGUCAAGAUCGUCGGCGGUGAUCACAGACUAAGGGAUUUGAGCACGGGGGCAUCCUUGGUCCAGGGCCAGAACAAAGACAACAUUUAUGAGUGGCCAUCCACUUCACAAAUUACCUUUCCUACUGCUCACUCCUCAAUCGCAGCUCCGGUUGAUUGUGGACUCACCAUCACAGGCUUCCAACUCCAAUCUUUGCUUGGGUUGCAGAACUACUCCUCCAUCAUAACCGCGCAUCCUGAGGUCAUGGACGGGAGGCCAGGGACGCUGGUCAUCGAAUCCUUUGUGGUCGAUGUGCCCGACGGCAACACCAAGGAUGAGACGUGCUACUUCGUGGAGGCAUUGAUCAAAUGCAACCUCAAAUCUUUAGCUGAUGUGUCGGAGCGAUUGGCAGUGCAGAACGCGCAACGCAUGGAGCGAUGAGAUUACAUGCAUUCCUUGGACGACGGAUCUCGAGAUGUUUUAGGGAUUUUGUCUGUUUUCUCACAUGUAGAAUAUUACCACCCUCAGAUGGCUCGAUCGACAUGGAUUAGGGUCAUGGUAUUUAUUAUUAUGGGCAUUUUGAUGUUGCACCCGCAAAUAUGUGGUACGAUGGUGGGUGAGACUGUUUUCUGCCA
Molecule: messenger RNA, 1118 nt
Organism: Musa acuminata AAA Group (dessert banana)
Lineage: Eukaryota; Viridiplantae; Streptophyta; Magnoliopsida; Zingiberales; Musaceae
Product: abscisic acid receptor PYL8-like
Exons: 4
Coding region: 205-924 (239 amino acids)
Biological process (GO): abscisic acid-activated signaling pathway
Cellular component (GO): cytoplasm; nucleus
Molecular function (GO): protein phosphatase inhibitor activity; abscisic acid binding; signaling receptor activity
Source: RefSeq, a predicted model, not a curated record